Molecule: messenger RNA, 1515 nt
Organism: Trifolium pratense (red clover)
Lineage: Eukaryota; Viridiplantae; Streptophyta; Magnoliopsida; Fabales; Fabaceae
Product: phosphatidylinositol transfer protein 3-like
Exons: 6
Coding region: 403-1227 (274 amino acids)
Source: RefSeq, a predicted model, not a curated record
AUAUGCUAUAAAGUCUAAAGCAUGCAUAAUGACCAAAACCUCCCUUAUUCAAUAUAUAUAGCCCAACAACAGAAACUAUCCCGCAACAAUUAGAUUUUCAUUUAACACCCCUGUUAGCUCAAAAGUUGGGUCUGAAAAUGAAAGCAAAUUAAUAUCAAAUCAAGUUGUUUAACAGUUAACACACAUUACGUUUGUGGGCCUCUAAUAUCACAGUACUGGUAGAAGCAUUUAAUUUCCUACAUAUUACUCAAUUUUCUUUCUGUGUAUAUAUAUAUAUAUAUAUAUACAAUCGAGCUGGAAAUAAAUACAAGUACAAAAAAGGAAGAAACUUCACAUUAAACAAGAGCUAUUUUUUGUUGUUGGUGAAUUAUUGAUUUCAAGAAGACAUAAAGGAAGAACAAAAUGGAAGCAAUGAAGGGUUGUCAUGAUAAUAAGGGAUCAAGAAGAUUAGAAGAAGAACAAGAAGAAGAUUGUAACAAAGAUUUAGAAGCUGCAAAGACACGUGGAGUGGUUGCAAAUGAUGUUGUAACAGAAACUGAACUCAACAAAAUCCGUCUUGUGAGAGCUUUUGUUGAAAAACAUGAUCCAUCUUCUAAGGAAGAAGAUGAUUUGAUGAUUAGAAGAUUUCUACGUGCUCGUGAUUUAGAUGUGGAGAAAGCUUCAGCAAUGUUUCUUAAGUACUUGAAAUGGAGACACUCAUUUGUUCCAAAUGGUUCCAUAUCUCCAUCACAGGUUCCUAAUGAAAUUGCAGAUGACAAGGCGUUUUGCCAAGGGCGCGACAAGACUGGUCGACCUAUACUUUUUGUCUUUGGUCGAAAACAUUUUCAAAAGAAAGAUGGUUUGGAUGAAUUCAAAAGGUUUGCAGUCUAUUGUCUUGAGAAAAUGUGUGCAAGCAUGCCACCCGGGGAAGAAAAAUUUGUCGGUAUAGCAGAACUGAAGGGAUGGGGUUACGCGAAUAGUGAUGUACGAGGAUACAUUAAUGCUCUCUCCAUUUUGCAGGAUUACUACCCUGAAAGAUUAGGGAAGUUGUUUAUUCUCCACGCACCAUACAUUUUUAUGAAAGUGUGGAAAAUAAUUUACCCGUUCAUUGACAACAAAACCAAGAAGAAGAUAAUAUUUGUGGAAAACAAUAAGCUGAAAUCAACACUUCUAGAAGAUAUAGACGAAAGUCAGCUACCUGAGAUAUACGGAGGCAAACUGCAAUUAGUCCCCAUCCAGAAUAGUUAAUUAAACUAAUCAGCACUUACAAAUUAAGGAGACCAUAAGAAAAAAUAAUUCAAUAUUUUAAUUGUGUUUCUUUGACUAUUUCCUUUUACCCAUAAUUUAUUGGGUUAUAUAUAUGUCAUAUAAAUAAAAUUAUAGAAAGAUUGGAGUUCUAUUAGACUGAUAGUUCAGUGGUUAUUCCAAAGUAACCAUUGAUGUGUAAUCAGUCGUGGAAUUCUUUGUAAUAUCGGUUGAUAUAUUUAUCUUAUAUAUGAUCAGAAUAAAAUAGUAAAGUUCAUUAUUUGUGGCUCA